GAUUUUUUUCCUGUCAAAACUUGUCUAGUAGUGGACUUGGUUGUAAUGUUAACACUGGACUAAAGCAAGAAAUCAUGGACUCUAAACACGCAAGGCUAAAAAGGGACAUAGAGUCUUUAUUUUCAUUAGAAUUAGUGGUGGAAAAGAUAUACAUACCGCACGAAGUAUGUCGGUUUCCGUCUGUGGCAUUUAGACUUUUAGAUUAUCCAACGAUUUUAAUUGACCAUGUCGAACCCGAACUAGCUUCGAAAAUUCGGAGGAAGGUUUCAUCUGAUCCCUAUUACGAACUUCCGAAACAAAUAAACGAACUAACCGACAAACAUGGAAAUUUUGAGCUGAAAAAGGGAAAGUCUUGCCUUCUGAAACUGCCUUUCAACACAAUGCAAACACAUUUAUCAAAUACACCUAUGUAUGUCAUGAUAAUUGACAGCUACCCACAAGUUCCAAAGCUUUUAGGAAACACAACUGUGCCUUUGGAUGAGGUAAUAAAGGAUAUUGCAGAGGAUAUUCGACGAGUUGGAGACACUGUACCAUCUGUUCAUGGGGACAAAGGACUAUUUAAAGUGUUCAAUUUGAUGGGGAAAGAAAUAGGUUAUAUAAUAUUAGGCUAUAGAUUGAUGUGCCUAGGAUCUGGUCUCAUUCCACAUAUACCAGAGAGAGAAAUAGCCAAACGUCAAUCAGAAAGUAUUCAAGAACAUUCACAGCAGAUUGAAGAAAGCAUUCAAGAACAAUAUCAUGCCCCAAUGAAAAGUGAAAAAAGUGCUAAAAUUGUCCAAAGAGCAAAAACAAAAGAAACAAAAAAGUUGUCAACAUCACAAGAUAUGGGUUCUAUGACAGAUCCAGAAAAACAUGAUGUUCUGAUGCAAACAAUAGAUAUGUGUGACAAAGAAAUUCAUGUUGCCUUAUCUGAUAAUACAGAAAAGCCGAAAAACUUACAAACAGUGUCAACUCAAACUCAAAAGAAGUUGAAUAAAAAUAGAAAAGAACCAAAACUGGUUAGCAUAGAACUGAAACCCCCAGCUGAUGAAAGUGACGAUGAAUUUAUUAAUAUAAAUAAUAUUGUAAAUCCUCCACCAUUAUUUUACAACAGUGAAAAUGAACCAAGAGUAAAAAUUCAAAGGCCUUACUUGUACUACCAGGAUGAUGUGUCUAGUGUUUAUACAGAUGAAUUAACAAUAGAUGAUUUUUCUGAUGAAGAAAAGACGCUAAGUAAACCACCAAGAAAUGUACAAUCUCAAAAAGUUGCAGCAACAAAACCUAGAACUAGAGAGGAAAACCAGGUGAAAAUUCAGCAGCCGUCAUCUGAAAAAGCACCUGCACUUGGUCAAUUCCAGAGUUUAAUGCUGGGAUUUCCUGGAUCAAUGACAAAUGGACCUUUAUUUCCAAUGCUUACAGCAUUAUUAAAUGAGCUUUCAAAAAUACAAGAUCCUAGAUUUGUUCAGUCUGCUGUGAAUCAAGUUAAUGUAGCUACACAAGACAGGCAACAGCCAAGACCAUGUCCUGCCCCUCAGCCUGGCAUGACACAAAAGUCUGAAAUCAAAAAUUCUCCAAAUAAAUCAAAACUACAUGAUAAUAAGGAAAAUAUUCAAGCUGGUGAAAAAGAUGUACAAUUAAGAGGACGUAAAACCAACAAAGUAUGUACAACACCUUCUGAUGGUGUUCCUAAAAAGAAAGGAUGGAUCAGAAAAACUCCAAAUGUUAGUGUCAGCAAGUCCAAAUUAGCAUAUGGUCUAACAAAUACUCAAAGACUGAGACUAGCAAAAGUAAACCCUGAAUGGUUAAAGACUAUUGAAAAAGAAGAAAAAGAAGCAAAAGCUUUGAAAACAAAAACAGUCAAAAGGGAAGAUGAAGAAUUUGAAAAAGGAAAUCUUUCUGAUACACUGACAGAAGUAAGACGUUUGGCAGAGAAAAACUUAAAUGAAAUGGAUGAUACAGGUGAGCAAAAUGAGUCAAACUUUGACGAUACAGUGAAAUCUACAAUGAAAAAGAAUCGGCGGAGAAUCUCUCCACCAAGGAAACCAAAGCCAUCUGCUCCAAGUCCUGUAAGAAAACGUUCAAAAUCUCCAAAGCACAAAUAUCUUAGUAAAGUGCAGAUAUCCAGUAAAUCUGAAUCUAGAGACGAUGAUUUUACAAAUUCAGGACAAAUAGAAAAAGAAGAACAUGUUUCUGAUGAAGAAGAUAUAAAGAGUUUCAAAAGCAUUGAAGUGCGAAUACCUAGUGCUCAGAUGUAUGAAGAUGAUAGUGACUUUACUGAUAGUCCUAAAAGUUACAAAUACAUGUAUCCUGGACAUGUUGAUAAAAGUCGAUCUGAAGAAAGUAGUCUGAAAGAUAACAGGUUUCCUGGAUUUAUCGAUCAUAAUGUUUCCGUCCCUGCAUCAAUAAAUGGCAAAACCAAUGAUUCUCUUAAUUCAACAAGGGAUAAUUAUUAUGAAGAGGAUUAUCAACCACUAGAGUCUACAAGAUAUUCCAAACCUAAUAAAUCUCAUGAUGAUAUUGACACACAACAGUUUCAGUCAACUGAAGAACCAGAACUUCAGAAACUUAUGAGUUCUGGUGAGAAAUCGGAAGUUUCAGACAUUUUAAGUACAGAUCGAUCUGAAGCCUCACCAAAUGUAUUACCUCCCUUUGAUUAUAACAUGACAUCGGCCCGAUUUCAAGUUCUUAAUCCAAAAGCUUCAAUGCAAUCACCAUUACCAGCCAUUCGUAAAUCACAAGCAAAACUAGAUGGAUCUGGUAAAACAUCACCCGUUGUUACUCCAAGAUCACCAGGUAGUUCUCGUCAUCCUACUCCAACACCAAGAAAGAAAACAGCUCAGAGAAAGAGAAUUGACUUUAAACCAGAUUCUAUUCAUACAGAAUCAGUCAGUUCAUAUAUUCCUUCAGAUGAAGAAGAUAUUCUCGGUAAUGAUGGGUAUUCAGAUGACUUUAAUGACAAUAGCAGCUCAAGAAUGUCUCCAAUUGUAAGCCACUCUAACAAAUGGAUUCCUUCCACAAAACUUGGUUAUACUAUAAGUUAGUUUGACUUUUUACAAAACUUGGUUAAAUAAAUGUUCACGUACUAUAAGAAGUAAAAUUAUGUUCAUAUUACUAUAUAAAUGUAUAUAUAGUCAUUAUAUGACUAGUUAUUUAAAAAGGUUUUUUUUAAAUAUCAAUAAUUUUUAAAAUAGUCAGUACAGACAUUUUUGUGUGUUUUUUUUUUUAUUAUGUAAGGUGAACAGAGACAUGUUUUUUAAAUCCAUAUAUGUCAUGUAUGUAUAAUAUUAUACUGAAAGAAUUCAUUAUGCAAAACUUUGAAAAUUAUUUUCUAUUGUUUUGAAACGUGUGUUAAGUAAACUAAUGGAAAAUUUUAUUGAUCAUAUUCUACAUUUUCAGAUUUUUUUCCAGUAGAAUUUAAAUUCUGAAAAAAAAAUAUUUCUUUCAUGCCAACAAUGAGCCUGAUUACAAAAGACUUGAACCUCAUUCUAGAAUUUAUCAUCUGACCAUGACCUCAUUUUCAUGGUUCAUUGGUCGAUCUUAAAUUUUCCUGGUUUAGUUUGUUUCUUAGAUAUGAUAUGCAAUAGGUCAACUAUAUUUAAAGCAUGUAAUGAUUGUAAGGUGUACAUGUCUGUCUGGCAGGGUUCAUCUGACCUUCGCCUCAUUUUCAUGGUUCAUUGGUCAAUGUUAAGUUUUCCUGGUUAAGUUUGUUUCUUAGAUGUGCAGUAGGUCAACUUUAUUUAAAGCAUAUUUGGUGUAUGGAAUGAUUGUAAGGUGUACAUGUAUUUUCCAGUUUGGUUUAUCUGACCUUGACCUCAUUUUCUUGGAUCAUGUACAUGUUAAGUUUAUUUGAUAUUUGUAGUAAAGCUUUAUAUUUAGGACUAUCAACAUAAAAUCGAUGGUAAGGAAAGAAGGCGAGACAUUUCAGCGUGUGCACUUUUGUUCUUUUUUUAUUUAAUAUAUUUGUGAAGUGGGAUCCUUUUAUUUAAGAUAACUACGGAUAAUUUUUCAAAUCAUAAACAAGUACUCUCUGUAACUAUAUUUUGAGUGUUUUGAAUCAUAAUUUUUUGCUAUGAAUCAAACAUAGAUAGACAGAUAUAUGUAAAGAAUAUGUAGGGUAUUUUAAAAGUGUUUUAAUGUAAAACUGUACACAUUGUAUACAAAUAUUUAUUAUUUAUAAAAGACAAAUUAAUAUCAAA
Messenger RNA from Mytilus californianus (California mussel), 4172 nucleotides. Its product is annotated as microtubule-associated protein 10-like. The coding region runs from base 75 to 3017 and encodes 980 amino acids. The record is from RefSeq and is a predicted model, not a curated record. The transcript has a single exon. Gene Ontology annotation, biological process: mitotic spindle midzone assembly; positive regulation of cytokinesis; cytoplasmic microtubule organization. Gene Ontology annotation, molecular function: microtubule binding. Lineage: Eukaryota; Metazoa; Mollusca; Bivalvia; Mytilida; Mytilidae. Gene Ontology annotation, cellular component: cytoplasmic microtubule; mitotic spindle pole; centrosome.